Molecule: messenger RNA, 1269 nt
Organism: Acanthamoeba castellanii str. Neff
Lineage: Eukaryota; Discosea; Longamoebia; Acanthamoebidae
Exons: 9
Coding region: 1-1269 (422 amino acids)
Source: RefSeq, a predicted model, not a curated record
AUGAGAAGAGCAUCAGCACAAGCCUGGCUCGCUUCUGCACCGAUCCUCACCUGUGCCGGGUCGUCCAUCCGCUCGGCCAGCCUUCUGCGCACUGCCACCAGACCCACGCUCCACGCUGCCUUCACCACCACUGCUGCCUCGACCACCCUUCGCCGCCUGGGGCUGAGCGGGCUCGCCCAGCCGCUGAGGGCGGGCCUCCGGUCCAAGACGCUGCCAGGCGGCCGACGUCGCUACUCCACCGAGGCCCCAGCCGCACCCGAGACUGCCAAGGUGGCGGAGACGCCAGCGUCCCUGGAAGCGCUGCGCGCCGAGUUCUACAAGUUCGAGAGGAAAGGCCUCAACUGGAAAGUGCCCGAGGCGGUGCUGUGGUUGAUGUUCUUCCAGUUCAUGGGCACGCCCUUAUACAGCGGCUGGCUCGAGCGCAACUCAUCGAUCAAGUUCGUCCGCCAGUACGUGGAGAGGCUGGAGAGCAUGGGCUUGCCCCGGGGCGACGACGACAACCCGCCGCCGAGCGUGCCCGGUUUCACCCGCAACCUGACAGACUGGGAGCGCACCGCCAAACACAGUGCGGCCUUCGUUGCCUCCCUCUCGGUGAUCGCGUUCCUCUGGGCGAGGCGACGCACGAGAGACAACUUCAACGACUUCGUCCUCUCGCGCGCCAUGGGUGAGUGGCCCGGGACCUAUACUGUCACCAUGAAGGACGUGGUGCGCAAGGGCGACACGCUCAAGAUCAAGGACAAGGGCCUCAAGAGCGUCAGGAGAGAUGUCGGCCGUCGUGCCGGCUUCAAAGCCGUGCAGGCCUCCGUCGGGCUGCUGCUCGCCUCGACCGCCUCCUCCUACGCAUUCACCACCUGGGUGGAUGCCAAGAUGAAGGAUGGGGUUAUCAGGUUCCGCCGCAGCGACGUGCGGCAGGGCGAGGCGGCGCUCACCCUGAUCCUGCUGUUCAACUUCCUCGUCAGCUGGGCCGUGCUGGUCUACCAGCCCUACACCAUCUUCCCCUUCGUCAUCAGCAACGUUCUCAUGUCAUACCUCCGCUUCACGGACAGCACGUACAAGCAUGUCACCCUGCCCAGCAAGGAGACGCCGGUUGUGACCGAGCACAAGGCGGUGGAGGAGGUGGACGGUGGCAAGGAGUUCAUCACCGUGACCGAGAAGAAGUCCGGGUCGGGCUACACCAGGACCGAGACGCGCGUGUUCGUUCCCGACGCCGCCGAAGCCGGCGGCAACGCCCAGCGCACGCUGGACACCACGACAAAGACCGACGCCUGA